Cryptococcus wingfieldii CBS 7118 is the source of this 2157-nucleotide messenger RNA. Its product is annotated as zf-C3HC4 type zinc finger protein. The record is from RefSeq and is a predicted model, not a curated record. Gene Ontology annotation, cellular component: cytoplasm. NCBI's taxonomy places the organism in Eukaryota, Fungi, Basidiomycota, Tremellomycetes, Tremellales, Cryptococcaceae. Bases 1 to 2157 code for a protein of 718 amino acids. The transcript is spliced from 3 exons.
AUGGGCAACGCACCCUCCUCCCCUCAGUCCCCCGCCUCGCAGCCCACAGCCCACCACCGCCCAUCCUCCAGCUCGGUCUCUGCCCAGCCCAUAGCCGCCGCCGGCGCCCCCGGCUCAUCCUCCCAUCGCGGCUCGUCCACGUUCCACUCGGGCAUCACACCGCCCACAUCCCCUCCCUCCCCACCAGCCCCCUCGACCCCGACCCUCCUUCCGUACGCUGGCCACCUUUCUCCCCAGAACCCACACUGCCUCUCCCUUCCCCAGGCGCACGACUAUUCCAAGUCGGUCGUCACCCGUCAGAUUCUUGAUGGCAAGCUUGCGCCCUUUUACCGCGGACUGGAAGACUAUGAAGAGGACUGGACAGAGGACGAUAUCAUCCGGGAACUGAACGAGCAACGGGAGAAGGAUUAUGAAGAAGGCGUGGCCAACAGCUUUACCGAACGGCUGCGGGAGGAAAGAGAAGGGUCGGGCGGAAUGGGCCAGGUGACCAAAAAGAUUGGUAUCAACAAAGGUAGAGAGACGAGGAGGGAAGGGGAAAAGGAAGAACGAGAGAAGAGGGAGAAGAGGGUAUACAGGAAUGCCAUCGAGUGCCCCAUCUGCUUUCUGAAUUACCCCCCAAACAUCAACACUUCCCGCUGCUGCCAACAGCCCCUCUGUACCGAAUGCUUUGUUCAGAUCAAGCGAUCCGAAGCUACCAUUACGCAUCUUGAAUCAGAGCCGGCGUGCUGUCCUUUCUGCGUCGAGACGGAUUUCGGCGUCAUCUACGAACGCCCUACAACACCCUUGUCUAGUCUGUCCGACACUGCACUUGCCACCUCUCCUGGCGACUCUGCCCUUGCUUCGGGAUUCUCCUCCUUGGGUGUGGGAUCGGAUGCAGAGCUGACAGUCGGUCCGGGGAUGAACCCUUUGCAAAAGGAGACUCUACGCAGAAAGAGCGUCAGCUCAAAGGCAAAGGAAGUGGUAACGAUUGAUGAGAUCCGACCGGACUGGGAGGCCAAGCUGAAUGCUGUCAAGGCGGCGGCGGCGCGCAAGGCCUCGAGGAGGAUUGUCAUGCGUCAAGUGGGUGACCGUUUGGUGCCUAUAGGGUAUACGUCUUCUAGGGCGACCGGCACGGCCGACUUUAGCAUGUCGGUGGGCGCAGAUAGCGAAGGUUCGUCAUCGAUUCCUGGCAGGAGACCUCGCAGGAGAGAGUCCAACAGAGAACGAGAGCUGGAGGAGUUGAUGAUCAUGGAAGCGAUACGUCUUUCUAUGGUAGACCACGAGGAGCAUCAGCGCAAGCAGGCGGGUGAACUGAGAAAUGGUUCGACAACCGAUUCUGGCCCUGCGCCGAGCACAUCGAGCCCUGGUCCUCCUCCUGGCCCCAGCACGAGUGCCGCACUGGCUACAACACCCGCCCCAUCUUCGCCCACCCAGACUACCGGUCCUCGAUCAUCUGCUCCCACUGAAACGACCAAGGACAAACAGUCUGGCCCGUCCAAGUUGCUCUCGAAAUUCAACAAUGUCCGCGCUCGAGCAAACUCGGCUGCAUCCGGCAAGGCUUUGGGAAGCAGCUUCAGUGCCAACAGGGCUAGAGGCAACAGUGCGAGUCAAUCAAACCUUACCGUACCCCCGCCUCUUGCGCCAUCCACCUCGACGUCCUCCAACUCUACCAGCUCUUCUGCUGCUCCCAGCCCCAUCCCUUCCACCCAGAGUCCCAUUGAUUCCACCCACGCCGCAGGUCCCCCUGUACCGCCCAAAAGCGGUCUGAACCCUACGUCUCCCGCGCCUGCUGCAGUCAGUCCGGUGACGACGCUGGCUAGUCCUAGUGCUGCGCCAGGUGGACAUCAAAGUGGAGAUUUGAUGGAUGAGGAUAGCGGAAGCGCCCCGUUGAGCGGGGCGUCCACGCCGGGCGGUUUGCCGAGGUUGAGUGUGGACAUGCCUGCGCUUACGCCGGAUACUACUGGUCCUGGUCAGGCGAAAGCGGUCUCAGCUUCUGGGAGUAGUGCGGCAGGGUUGCAGGACGCGCUCGGGUCUGCUAUGGGGUCGACCUCGUCUUCGAGUGGAUCAAGGCCCAAGCAGCAGAUGCAAAGGGCACACUCGAACAUCAGUGAAAUCACAGAGCCCGAGACUGAGAGCGGUGGAGUGGGAUAUGCUCAACUGGAUAGUGAUGGAGAAUGA